Molecule: messenger RNA, 2304 nt
Organism: Heterobilharzia americana
Lineage: Eukaryota; Metazoa; Platyhelminthes; Trematoda; Strigeidida; Schistosomatidae
Source: the annotation of a GenBank genome assembly
AUGGGAGUGUUAUAUCCACAAGCACAUCUGGUGGAUAUCUGUAUAAAUGGACAACCAAGACCAGAUCUGUGCAUGCACGUUGGACCGACAGGCUAUGCCCGCUUUGGCAAUCAAGAAUGUAAACUAAAAACUGAGAAAACAGAAUCACCACUGACAAGCAAUGAAGAACUUCAAACCUGGGAAAACCAUACAAAUGACCAUAUUGACAGUGGGACAAGUGAAUCAAACGCUGAACAACUGGAAAAUAUUUUUGAUUUGGAUAUUCAGGAAAUUUCAACUUCCGAAAGUUCAAAACAUACUGUUGAAUCAUCAAAAUUGCAGUCAAAUAUUGGAGAAGUUUCUUCGUCUGGACAGAAGGACUGUUUAUUGAACAGUCAUGAUACUGCAGAAGUAGACAAAGGAAAUAUGAAUCGAGUAACUUUAAAAGAUCUAGUGAAAUAUUUACAAAAUACAAAUAAUUGGCCAAAUGAAUUCUAUAUUUAUCAUGUUUUAAAUAAAUCCGUCAAUUCUAACAACAGUUUUAGCAAUGAUAGUCAAGUAAAUAAAGCUGCAAAAUCGAAUUUUAAUUCUACUAAACAAACAAAUACUUCAACGAAGGUGAAGUCACAUCGUUCGAAAUUCUUCAGUCGUAAAUUAUCAGUCAAUUGUGAAUUAGUCUAUCCUGAAGAUUUUCUCAAAUUUGAAACGGACAAAGUUCCCUUUGACUCUGUAUGGAUUGUAUGGUCGAGUAGUUGUAUGUCAGGCGAGACAGCCGCUCUGAUAUUACUGCGUAAUCUGUCUCAGAUGGAAAGAAGUAUAUUGUUGGAAAGAGACAGUCUACGUGUAGAAUACAACAUCGUACUUGAACAACACAAGCGUGAUCGUGGAUCUGAAUCUCCAGUGACUUCACUUACUACUAAAACACCGGAAAUCUGUGACCCAGGCAAUCAAUCCAAUCAACCUAUUAAGGAUAAAAGCAGUUGGUUAUGGUGGCGAAGUCGCAAAAACCAAAGUGAAGUUAGUUCUGAUUUGGGCUCUCAAGAUUUAGUUUAUCAAGAUACAUCGCAUAAACAAGCUGUACAGUCAAUUUUACCUCCGAUUGAUCUGGGUAUUUCUAGUCCAGUUGCUGUCCAGGAAGAGUUUGAUCAUGAAAACUAUGAACAUAACGAACAUUAUUUAAACAGUCCUGCAACACUAUCCAAAGGUGAAUUAUUAAAUAUACCAACAGCUACAAUCCCUCGAUAUUCAUCAACAAUCGAUGUUAGAUAUCGCAGUAAUACACCUGAUCCUCUACAGAUACCAUCUUCACCUGAAGAGGCUGGAUACUUUUCUGAUGAAGGGGAUCAUAAUAGUGUAUAUCAAAAGCGAACUGGAGAUAUUGAACGUGGAAUUUCUAUUCAACAAGAAAAUCAUUUAACUUCAGAACAACUUAAAAGUCUCAAUUUACACGAAGGAGCUAAUGAAGCGGUUUUUUCUGUUGUCAGUAAAUACCAAGGGACUUGUCAAUGUGCAUGUUUCAUAUAUCUAUGGGAUUCAUCCGAUAAAAUAGUGAUAUCUGAUAUAGAUGGAACGAUAACUAAAUCUGAUUGGUUAGGACAAUUGAUGCCAUUAGUCGGGAUGGAUUGGACUCAUUCUCAUAUAGCUCAUUUGUAUGACAAAAUCGCUCACAAUGGAUACAAAUUUAUAUACUUAUCCUCUCGGCCUAUAGGCCAAGCCAGGGCAACUAGAAAAUUGCUUCAUGCAAUUCAACAGGAUAACUAUCGUUUACCUGAUGGUCCAAUACUCUUAUCACCAUUUUCAGUUUUAGAAGCAUUCCGGAAAGAGGUAAUCUUAAAAAGAGCCGAUGAACACAAAAUUGAAUGUCUUCGUGAAGUAUGUGGCUUGUUUUCGUCUGGCGAUGGCGCUAAAGAUCAAGAGGAAAAUAUUCCUUUUGUUGCCGGAUUUGGAAAUCGACCAACAGAUAUUGCAACAUAUAAAGCAGUUGGUUUAGAAGAUCAUCAAAUAUUUACUGUCGACUACCUUGGCAAUGUGAUAUGCGGUGAUCCGGGCAAAGAGAAGAAAGCUAGUAACACAAAUCCAAAUCCACCAACCUGUAGCCCGAAAUUAGAUGAAGCAGUCGAAUGUGUUUCCUCCUCUAUGACUGCCACUCGUACAACCUCUUUCACAACAUCGCCUACUAGAGUAACAACAGUUUACUCGAAUAGUGUAUUGGCUAAGCUGAAUUUAGACGCGCUACUACAGAUGGCAGAUGUUUAUUUUCCACAGAUGAAUGAUCGACUUAUCUAUGCUACAAAUUAUUCAGAUUAUACAUACUGGAGGAUAUGA